ACAUGUGCAGUUUGAUUGGCUAGUUCCUCCCACUCCUCUGGGCUUCAGGCCAGAGCACUAAGGCCAUGGUCUGAAUCUGUAUUCUCUAGCAAACUAUACUGUAACACAGUAGUGUGUUUCCUCGCUGCAGUAGCCUCUUCUUACUGUGAACUCUAACUUCCAAAAUAAGCCUUGAGCUAUCCAGAAAUGGACAAGACUUCAGAAUAAGGAUCCCAAGGCAUUCUGUUCCAAAAUGCAGCAAGAGGCUUUCAUUGUGAUCCAUGAAUGGUUGAAGCAGCUGUGGCCUGAGGCUGAAAUUGAUCUUCUUCAUAUUGUGUUAGCCCUGAUCUGUGGCUCAGCUGCAGCUUUCUUGGCACUCAAAUGGGUGAGCCAGAAAACUAUCAAAAAACAAAUACAGGAGGCACGGAAAAAGAGGGAUCUUGGCUUGGAAAAAAUGGAAAAAGCUGUUCAGAAGUUUAAAAAGCAGAAUCCGAGUGUACAAGCUGCUCAUAUCCUUUCUUUACCUCUGGUUAAGUUGACUGAGAAGCUGAGGGAAGAGUCCCUAUCUCCAGAAACUGUCCUUUAUGCCUACAUGGAGAAGGCUUUAACAGUAAACCAAGAGGUAAACUGUGUGCGGCAUUUUAUUCCGGAAUGCGAGCAGCACCUUCAGGAACUAAAAAGGCAGACUGAAAAGGGCUUACUAUAUGGUAUACCUGUCAGCAUCAAGGACCACAUUGGCUACAAGGGCCACUUAUUAACAUGUGGCUUUGUUGCUUCACUUGAUAUUCUAGAAGAAGAGGACAGUGUGUUAGUCAAGGUGUUGAAGAGACAGGGAGCAAAUCCAUUUGUAAUAACCAAUGUUCCCCAAUCCUUAAUGACCUAUGGCUGUAGCAACUCAAUUUUUGGCCAGACAGUGAACCCUUUCAACCACAGGAAAGGUCCCGGUGGCUCCUCUGGAGGGGAAGGUGCUCUGAUUGCAGGAGGAGGGUCCAUCCUAGGUUUUGGGACUGAUGUGGGUGGAAGUGUCCGCUUGCCAUCCAGCUUCUGUGGUCUUUGUGGUCUGAAGCCAACAGGAGACAGGUUGAGCACUUUAGGAAUAAAAGGUCCUGUCGAUGGAAUACUAUCGGUUACAUUAUCAUUGGGACCAAUGGCGAGGGAUGUGGACAGCCUGGUUCUGUGCAUGAAGGCUCUCUUAUGCGAUUACAUGUUCCAGCUGGACCCCUUCGUGCCCCCUAUGCGGUUCAAUGAAGAGGUAUACUCUAGCACUGCUCCACUCCGGAUUGGGUAUUAUGAUACUGAUGGUUAUUUCUUGCUCCCUCCCUGCAUGAGGCGUGCUGUGCAUGAAACUAGGAAGCUUCUCCAAGGAGCUGGUCAUACGCUAAUUCCCUUCACUCCACCAUCAGUGGCGUAUGCCAUGGAUGAACUUUUUAUCAAAGGCCUUUUUGCUGAUGGAGGCUCAACUCUAUUGACCAUGUUUGGAAAAGACAUAGUAGAUCCAAGCCUUAAACCCCAGGUGAAUUCCCUUAGAAUCCCAAAUUUGGUAAAGAAAGUUAUGGCCAAAAUCAUUAAACCAUGGUUUCCGCGAUUCGCCAACCAUCUGGAUGCAUUGUGUGGAGUGAGAUCUGUACAGUCCCUGUGGGAGCAGCAUGACAAAGUGAAGGUUUAUCGUCAGAAGUUUAUUGAUGAAUGGAGGAAGUGUAAGUUAGAUGUUGUCCUAUGUCCAGUUCUGGGUCCUGCCUUCACUCUUAGAUACCCUGGAAAGCUACUGGCUGCUGUCUCAUCUACCAUGUUAUACAAUGUCUUGAACUUUCCUGCUGGAGUUGUGCCAGUCACCACAGUGUCAGAGGAUGAUGAAGAAGAGUUGCAGCAGUAUCAAGGACAGUAUGGUGAUCCCUGGGACAAGAAACUGAAAAAGGCUGUGGAAGGUGCAGUGGGGCUUCCUGUGGCUGUGCAGUGUGUGGCUUUACCAUGGCAGGAGGAAUUAUGCCUUCGAUUCAUGAAAGAGGUAGAGACGCUGUCCUGUGAGAGGAGAGGGAAGAAGGCCGUAUGAAUUUGGCAUAGGAGGCAAUUUGUCUUGAAUGGAUACAGUUGUACAGUAUGAAUUGUCAUUCAAUGUUGUUUUGAAAAAAACACAAAAGAAAAGCAUUCCUUUGGCUCCUGCAUGCUUUGUGCUUUUCCCUACUCUUAUUGAAACAUUUGCUUUUUACAGCUCACCAGCCAGCAUGUUAACACUUUUGUACAUCAGCUGGUUCUCAAAAAAGUGAUAAAUGCCACACCACAUCAAUAAGAGGCAAUGUUUGUUCCCCUAUCAAUCUUUUUUUCUAUCAGUAAGGAGGGAUCGCACAACCCACCCUCACAGUCUUAAAUGAAUCAGUUAACAGAAGCUCAUCCUAUCCAAAGCUAGCAACACAAUCCCUUUGAGAACACCAUCCUUUCUAAUCACUAUCAAAUCCAUUUUAUCUGAAUUUAGCUCUAGCUUGUUUUCCCAGGCAUUGGCCGACACCAAAGACUGCCACUUCUGGUGGUUUGGAUAAUGAAAUUAUAUAAUUGGAUGUCAUUAUAUUGAUGACACUGGUACCCUACAUUUGAGAUGAUUUCAUUUAGCAACCUGCCCAAUACUGAAAGUUAUCAGCAAGAAAAUGGAGCCUUGUGAAACACUGCAAAAUAGAACUCACAACUGAGGAUUCUUUAUGCUCAGUGAUGACUCUUUGUCUGUGUCCUGACAGAAAUGACUGAAGCCAUUCAGGACAGUUACCCUGACAUUCCCACUCGAAAAAAAACAAUGUAACAGAGCUGAGUGGUCUACAGUCUCAAGGCUGAUGCUGGAUCAAGAAAGACCAAACAGGCAUUUCCUUUGUCUGUCUGCAAGUGGAAAUGGUCCACUACGGCAGCAAAUGUCUCUCUGUUUUUUAAAAAAAGGCCUGAAGCUUGACUGAAAAGGAGUCAAGGGCAGGCAUGUCAGGAAUCCUGCCACAACAUGCUCCAUCACUUUCAUUGAAAAUCUCCUCUGCCUAGAGAAGACUUUUUCCAUAAAGGCCACAUCUAAACUAGAGUCUAAAGACACAUCUAAACUAGAGUGAACAUUCAUAAGAGAAAGAAAGCCAUUAGUAACUCUCCCAUGGAAAUCCAAGAGACACAAAUGUGCUUAGCUUGGCUUGGGUUCUAUUGUAUUGUCCUAUGGCCACUUUAAUUCAAUACAGCUUGGAUCCUGCCAGAGGGAGGAGGGCUCUUCUGGGCCCUGAAAGAACUCUGCUGGUGAGCAGGUGACCUGUGUGUGCAAAAGCCAGGCUAGAUGGGUCUGCAGUUAGGAGGGGGAAUUGGACAAGAAUGUACCUCCUUCCUCUUGCAACUGCAGAAAAACUAGAAGGAUCCAACUCUACAGGCUGUUGUCCCUCCUGAAAAUUAAUGUGAAAAUCAGAAACUUGACUAAACGCAGCUCCUUACACUGUAAUCAUAUCUUUGCUGACCUUAAAAAUGAAUGUCUGCCAUUCAUGGGCCUCAAGACAGCAUCCAUAGAUUCCAGGAAACCUUCCCAUCCAAACACUGGCUAGACCUAGACAUGCUUAGUUUCCACUAAGUUGCUGUAUCAUGUGCCUUCCAAUCAUGCGCUGGGAUCCUAACAGUAUGUAACU
Eublepharis macularius is the source of this 3611-nucleotide messenger RNA. Its product is annotated as vitamin D3 hydroxylase-associated protein-like. Bases 233 to 2029 code for a protein of 598 amino acids. Gene Ontology annotation, biological process: fatty acid catabolic process. The transcript has 16 exons. Gene Ontology annotation, molecular function: fatty acid amide hydrolase activity; amidase activity. The record is from RefSeq and is a predicted model, not a curated record. NCBI's taxonomy places the organism in Eukaryota, Metazoa, Chordata, Lepidosauria, Squamata, Eublepharidae.